Molecule: messenger RNA, 3765 nt
Organism: Pan troglodytes (chimpanzee)
Lineage: Eukaryota; Metazoa; Chordata; Mammalia; Primates; Hominidae
Gene: SND1
Product: staphylococcal nuclease and tudor domain containing 1
Exons: 24
Coding region: 500-3232 (910 amino acids)
Biological process (GO): mRNA catabolic process; regulatory ncRNA-mediated gene silencing
Cellular component (GO): RNAi effector complex; nucleus; cytosol
Molecular function (GO): nuclease activity; RNA binding
Source: RefSeq, a predicted model, not a curated record
GCCCCUGGGGCUCCCAUGGCCCCCCGCGCCCCGCGGCCAGAUGCUGACGUGUCCUUUCCUUCCCACUACACCUCCCGACAUUACCUACUCCGGCUGCCCCGGAAGUCCCGCCCCAUAUUUAGCCCAUCCUUGCAAAUCAACUCUUUCAGCGCUUCCUGGAACUCGCCACCGUUUUGGGGACCAAGAGGCGGGGCUCCGCGAGCAGGGUGCCUAUUGGCCUGAGGUCCGGCGGGCUCUGGGCGCUAAUUGGGCGGAGGGCGGUGGCGCUCUGGCACGCUUGCGCGGCGAGUAGAACGUGUGGCGGCGGCGGAGAUCGCGUCUCUUUCGCUCCGUGUCCCGCUGCUGCUCCUGUGAGCGCCCGGCGAGUCCGUCCCGUCCACCGUCCGCAGCUGGUAGCCAGCCUGCCCCUCGCCUCGACUCCCUUUCACCAACACCGACACCCACAUUGACACCUCCAGUCCGGCCAGCCGCUCCACUCGUUGCCUUUGCAUCUCCACACAUGGCGUCCUCCGCGCAGAGCGGCGGCUCCUCCGGGGGACCCGCGGUCCCCACCGUGCAGCGGGGCAUCGUCAAGAUGGUCCUCUCAGGGUGCGCCAUCAUUGUCCGAGGUCAGCCUCGUGGUGGGCCUCCUCCUGAGCGGCAGAUCAACCUCAGCAACAUCCGUGCUGGAAAUCUUGCUCGCCGGGCAGCCGCCACACAACCUGAUGCAAAGGAUACCCCUGAUGAGCCCUGGGCAUUUCCAGCUCGAGAGUUCCUUCGAAAGAAGCUGAUUGGGAAGGAAGUCUGUUUCACGAUAGAAAACAAGACUCCCCAGGGGCGAGAGUAUGGCAUGAUCUACCUUGGAAAAGAUACCAAUGGGGAAAACAUUGCAGAAUCACUGGUUGCAGAGGGCUUAGCCACCCGGAGAGAAGGCAUGAGAGCUAAUAAUCCUGAGCAGAACCGGCUUUCAGAAUGUGAAGAACAAGCAAAGGCAGCCAAGAAAGGGAUGUGGAGUGAGGGGAACGGUUCACAUACUAUCCGGGAUCUCAAGUAUACCAUUGAAAACCCAAGGCACUUUGUGGACUCACACCACCAGAAGCCUGUUAAUGCUAUCAUCGAGCAUGUGCGGGACGGCAGUGUGGUCAGGGCCCUGCUCCUCCCAGAUUACUACCUGGUUACAGUCAUGCUGUCAGGCAUCAAGUGCCCAACUUUUCGACGGGAAGCAGAUGGCAGUGAAACUCCAGAGCCUUUUGCUGCAGAAGCCAAAUUUUUCACCGAGUCGCGACUGCUUCAGAGAGAUGUUCAGAUCAUUCUGGAGAGCUGCCACAACCAGAACAUUCUGGGUACCAUCCUUCAUCCAAAUGGCAACAUCACAGAGCUCCUCCUGAAGGAAGGUUUCGCACGCUGUGUGGACUGGUCGAUUGCAGUUUACACCCGGGGCGCAGAAAAGCUGAGGGCGGCAGAGAGGUUUGCCAAAGAGCGCAGGCUGAGAAUAUGGAGAGACUAUGUGGCUCCCACAGCUAAUUUGGACCAAAAGGACAAGCAGUUUGUUGCCAAGGUGAUGCAGGUUCUGAAUGCUGAUGCCAUUGUUGUGAAGCUGAACUCAGGCGAUUACAAGACGAUUCACCUGUCCAGCAUCCGACCACCGAGGCUGGAGGGGGAGAACACCCAGGAUAAGAACAAGAAACUGCGUCCCCUGUAUGACAUUCCUUACAUGUUUGAGGCCCGGGAAUUUCUUCGAAAAAAGCUUAUUGGGAAGAAGGUCAAUGUGACGGUGGACUACAUUAGACCAGCCAGCCCAGCCACAGAGACAGUGCCUGCCUUUUCAGAGCGUACCUGUGCCACUGUCACCAUUGGAGGAAUAAACAUUGCUGAGGCUCUUGUCAGCAAAGGUCUAGCCACAGUGAUCAGAUACCGGCAGGAUGAUGACCAGAGAUCAUCACACUACGAUGAACUGCUUGCUGCAGAGGCCAGAGCUAUUAAGAAUGGCAAAGGAUUGCAUAGCAAGAAGGAAGUGCCUAUCCACCGUGUUGCAGAUAUAUCUGGGGAUACCCAAAAAGCAAAGCAGUUCCUGCCUUUUCUUCAGCGGGCAGGUCGUUCUGAAGCUGUGGUGGAAUACGUCUUCAGUGGUUCUCGUCUCAAACUCUAUUUGCCAAAGGAAACUUGCCUUAUCACCUUCUUGCUUGCAGGCAUUGAAUGCCCCAGAGGAGCCCGAAACCUCCCAGGCUUGGUGCAGGAAGGAGAGCCCUUCAGCGAGGAAGCUACACUUUUCACCAAGGAACUGGUGCUGCAGCGAGAGGUGGAGGUGGAGGUGGAGAGCAUGGACAAGGCUGGCAACUUUAUCGGCUGGCUGCACAUCGACGGUGCCAACCUGUCCGUCCUGCUGGUGGAGCACGCGCUCUCCAAGGUCCACUUCACCGCCGAACGCAGCUCCUACUACAAGUCCCUGCUGUCUGCCGAGGAGGCCGCAAAGCAGAAGAAAGAGAAGGUCUGGGCCCACUAUGAGGAGCAGCCCGUGGAGGAGGUGAUGCCAGUGCUGGAGGAGAAGGAGCGAUCUGCUAGCUACAAGCCCGUGUUUGUGACCGAGAUCACUGAUGACCUGCACUUCUACGUGCAGGAUGUGGAGACCGGCACCCAGUUGGAGAAGCUGAUGGAGAACAUGCGCAAUGACAUUGCCAGUCACCCCCCUGUAGAGGGCUCCUAUGCCCCCCGCAGGGGAGAGUUCUGCAUUGCCAAAUUUGUAGAUGGAGAAUGGUACCGUGCCCGAGUAGAGAAAGUCGAGUCUCCUGCCAAAAUACAUGUCUUCUACAUUGACUACGGCAACAGAGAGGUCCUGCCAUCCACCCGCCUGGGUACCCUAUCACCUGCCUUCAGCACUCGGGUGCUGCCAGCUCAAGCCACGGAGUAUGCCUUCGCCUUCAUCCAGGUGCCCCAAGAUGAUGAUGCCCGCACGGACGCCGUGGACAGCGUAGUUCGGGAUAUCCAGAACACUCAGUGCCUGCUCAACGUGGAACACCUGAGUGCCGGCUGCCCCCAUGUCACCUUGCAGUUUGCAGAUUCCAAGGGCGAUGUGGGGCUGGGCUUGGUGAAGGAAGGGCUGGUCAUGGUGGAGGUGCGCAAGGAGAAACAGUUCCAGAAAGUGAUCACAGAAUACCUGAAUGCCCAAGAGUCAGCCAAGAGCGCCAGGCUGAACCUGUGGCGCUAUGGAGACUUUCGAGCUGAUGAUGCAGACGAAUUUGGCUACAGCCGCUAAGGAGGGGAUCGGGUUUGGCCCCCAGCCCCGCUCACGCCAGUCCCUCUUCCUCUGCCGGGAGGGUGUUUUCAACUCCAAACCCCAGAGAGGGGUUGUAGAUUGGGUCCAGCUUUGCUUCAGUGUGUGGAAAUGUCUCAUGGGGUGGCAUCGGGGCUGCGGGGUGGGGACCCCAAGGCUUUCUGGGGCAGACCCUUGUCCUCUGGGAUGAUGGGCACUGCUAUCCACAGUCUCUGCCAGUUGGUUUUAUUUGGAGGUUUGUGGGCUUUUUUUUAAAAAAAAGUCCUCAAAUCAGGAAGAAACAUCAAAGACUAUGUCCUAGUGGAGGGAGUAAUCCUAACACCCAGGCCAGCCGCCAGCUGGCACCUGCCUCUAUCCCAGACUGCCCUCGUCCCAGCUCUCUGUCCAACUGUUGAUUAUGUGAUUUUUCUGAUACGUCCAUUCUCAAAUGCCAGUGUGUUCACAUCUUCGCUCUGGCCAGCCCAUUCUGUAUUUAAAGCUUUUGAGGCCCAAUAAAAUAGUACGUGCUGUCUGCA